AUGGUGAACGCACGUUUUUUAGCAUUUCUCGUUUUUAGUUCUGCGCCACGCGAAGCGUGAUCGGAUCGGUUAGUUAAAUUGACUGCGCUACUGCCGUGGUUGCUUCUGCAACUAGACCACACUUUGCAAAAUUUCCCAUUAGAACCGGUUACCGUUUGGAGUGGAGUAAGAACGAGUUUCUCAGAUUCUUUGGCCAGGUUCGGUGGUUCGAGAAGAACGUCGUGCUGUCGUGCAUGCUGGCUGGGCGUAUUGCUGGAUAAUCGAAUUUCGGCUGCGCCGAUUCGCGCGAAGUGAAACAUUUGCGUUCGGGAAAAGCGGUGAUUAAACUGCUGAAAUCUCACUUUUGAGCAUAGCGAGGUUAGAGUGGGUGAUUAAAAAUAAUCUCGUUCAUCGAGAAUCUUUGCCUGUCAUUCGUCAACGGAUCGAGAAUUGCGUGCUGAGUUCGGUGAGCAUCAGGAGCUGACCUUCUGCUUUUAGGCUGGGGUGGUUCCUAGAGUAAUUGAUUUUGCGGAAAAAAUUCCGCUGCUUCUGAAUGUAGUUGUGAUCGUGCUGUGUAAAGAGUAACUCGGAAAAGAAAGCACGUGAAAGCAUUGCAGAAGAGAGGUAAAACUUGUUAUAGUGAACAAAAAAGGAAUGAGGCACAAAUACUUUGACUUAGCAUAAGCCAACAUCAAUGCAAGCAGUACACAAGCAAAAUGUAGCAAAAGAUUUCUCAGUUUUUGUGUGUUUAGUAAAGUGUUGAAAGUGCAUAAGUACAAACCUAUUUUUGUGCAAAGAAAACUCAAGUGGUGUUUGUUACAUAAGGAGAAAAAUUGAUGAAUUUUGAAAAAUGAGUCGGCGCGAUAACAACGUACGAAAGCUAUCCUUUUUGGGAUUUAAUACAAAAGAGACCAACAACGAUGACCCGGAUCAGGUGCAUCUGGACGAUGAAAUGGAAAAGGUGUUCAGUUCGGUUGGCACCGACAAGGAGAAGUUCGAACUGAAACGCUUGAACGACGAUGUCCUGGUUGACAAUUCGCCGCUGAAAUACGACGACAUACCGCACCGCUCCGCUGAACAGCGUCCGCUGCUAACGGCUGCAUCCAGCACGCGCCCGAUGGACAGCUCGACGAGUGUGUCCAACAACAACCAUCCUGGCUCGCCGCCGACAACCUCCCCGACCAGUCCGCUGUCGCUGUCAUCCAAAAGUGGAAACAAAGCAUCCAACAAUGACACCGGUCUGGCCGAUAACUCAUCCAACGAUUUCAGCGAAAACAUUCACGAUGAACCAUUGGUCGAUCACGGAACGCUGCAGGGGGAACAAUGGGAUUCAAAUGCCCGACGAAAUGUUCGAUUUGACAAAAAGGACCAAGAUAAACAAUUCGAAGGAAUGCAAAUCGAAGACAGCAAUGAGGAACGUCGAAGACGUACCGAACGUCAUCAUCCUCAUAAAUCGAGGAAAUUCUCCUUGCAAGAGUAUCACCCGGAGUGGAGGCGAACUAGCGGAGCCGAAGGUUCCAGCACUACUACCAGACGUGUAUCUGUACAACCAGAGGAUGCCACCCUUCAGGAAGCUGACAUAGAUGAGUUAACUUCGCAUCGUUCGGAUGAUCCUCGGGCGAUGCGCCGUCACAAGGUGAGCGCCCAAUCGCAGCAGAGUACCGCAUCGGUGGUCAACAUCAACCGGAAGGAGGGUGACAAGCUGCACCAGCUGUUGCCCCCGAGCAAGUACAAGAAGAUGUACGAUCACAGUCCGCACGAAGUGUUCGUUCAGCUCGAUGAGCUAACCGGAUCGGGCGAGGAUCGCGAGUGGAAGGAAACCGCCCGUUGGAUCAAGUACGAGGAAGAUGUGGAGGAAGGAGCAGAUCGUUGGGGUCGUCCACACGUGGCGUCCCUUUCGUUUCACUCUUUGCUGAAUCUUCGCCGGUGUCUGGAAACCGGAGUAGUGUUGAUGGAUUUGGAUGAAAAGGAUCUGCCGUCGGUGGCCUAUAGGAUUGUAGAGCAAAUGGUAAUCGACGAGUUGAUUCACGAAGAUGACAAACCAGUAAUUAUGCGUGCUCUUCUGCUGCGCCAUCGUCAUGUCAAUGACCACUCUCACGGGGCUUUCCACUUUGGACCCAAACGGAAGUAUAGCAGUUACAGUAGCUUGCAGAGCGUCGAUGAUAAGAAAACCCGAAUCGUGCAAUCCAGUGAUAUUAACGGGCACGGACAUGCGACCGGCGAGACUAAGAUCAACAUGCAGGAGGAAACGUACACCUCCUCGCAGGAGGACAUCAAAAUGCGCGUACAGAAGGAAUCGAUCCUCAAGCGGAUUCCGGAGGGUGCGGAAGCCACCACCGUCCUGGUCGGUGCCGUCGAGUUUCUUGAGCAGCCAACGAUUGCCUUCGUUCGGCUGGCGGAAGGUAUUCAGAUGCCGAGUAUUACGGAAGUACCGAUUCCGGUACGGUUCUUGUUUAUUCUGUUGGGACCACAAAAUGCCGAACUGGACUACCAUGAGGUGGGCCGAUCGAUUGCCACCCUUAUGUCCAACGAGCAUUUCCACGAUAUUGCGUAUAAAGCCGAUGAUCGAAAGGAUUUGUUGUCGGCCAUUAACGAGUUUCUGGAUGAUUCGAUCGUGUUGCCGCCAGGAAAGUGGGAACGGCAAUCGUUGCUGCCGUUUGAUGAGCUGAAGGCCAAAAGCGAAUGGAUUCGUAACAGAAAGAAGAAGGCAAUUGAUGAAAAGAUCAAAAGCAAGCAGGUUCCGAUGACUAGCGAAGAGGAGAAGAAACUGUUAGCCGCAGCCGACGGAGAUGAGAAGAAACCCAGAAAAAGUCCAUUGGAGAAAACCAACCGACCUUGGGGUGGCUUGUUCAAUGAUAUUAAACGAAGAUAUCCUAUGUACAAGAGCGAUAUUAUGGACGGCGUAAAUGUCGAAACACUUGCCGCAACACUGUUCAUGUAUUUUGCUGCACUUUCGACGGCUAUCACUUUCGGUGGUUUGUCUUCGGAUAAAACCCAUAAUCUUAUCGGUAUCUCGGAAACAUUGGUAUCUGCCUCGAUUGUUGGAAUAGUAUUCCAUGCUACAUGCUGUCAGCCAUUGGUCAUCAUCGGAACCACAGGUCCUUUGCUGUUGUUCGAUGAGGCGCUCAAUCAGUUCUGCAUUGCUAACAACUACAACUUUUUGACCGUUCGUGUGUAUGUUGGUAUUUGGUUGGCGAUUAUCUCACUGGUCGUGUCUGCCUUCGAAGGAAGCGUCUACGUACGGUUGUUCACAAGAUUUACUCAAGAAAUCUUCUCGGCGUUGAUCACAUUGAUCUAUUUGGUUGAAACACUGAUGAAGCUCAUUUACGUGUACAGACGUAAUCCGCUUUAUGCAGAAUAUCGAUAUCAGAAUAUAACAGUUAUUCCCGAGCCAUAUGCAGUGGCUGACACGAACACUACACUAGAGAAAUCCGUUGGCAUUUUGGCGGAAAGUCUCACUGCGAUGGUCAAUACUACGGUGGCUCCAAUGGCGGCCGCCGAUGAAAAUUUGCUGAUUCCAUCAGACUCAUUUGGACCGAAGAAUCAACCGAACACAGCACUCUUCUGUACCAUCCUGACGCUGGGAACGUUUUCUUUGGCCUACUACUUGCGUCUCUUCCGUAACUCGCACUUCCUGGGACGUAAUGCUCGCCGUGCUCUUGGUGACUUCGGUGUACCGAUUUCGAUCGCUCUCUUCGUUUUGGUCGACUUCAUGAUCCCGCAAGUGUUUACCGAGAAGCUUAGCGUACCGGAAGGUCUAUCACCGAGUGACGAAACUCGUCGUGGCUGGUUGAUUCCCUUGGGUGGCGUUCCCGGCUGGAUGCCCUUUGCUGCAUGCGUUCCCGCUAUGCUGGUCUACAUUUUGGUGUUCAUGGAAACACACAUUUCCGAGUUGAUCGUCGACAAACCGGAACGCGGUCUGAAGAAAGGAUCUGGACUUCACGUGGACAUAGUGAUACUCUGUUUCCUCAAUACGAUGUGCGGUUUCUUCGGAAUGCCGUGGCAUUGCGCUGCCACCGUACGUUCGGUCACCCACGUGUCCGCGGUUACAAUUAUGUCAAGAACGCACGCUCCUGGUGAAUCUCCGCACAUUAUCGAUGUUAAGGAGCAGCGAAUUUCCGGUCUCGUAGUCUCAUUUUUAGUCGGUUUGUCAGUUACUAUGGCACCGAUCCUGCGACUCAUUCCGAUGUCAGUUUUGUUCGGAGUGUUCCUGUACAUGGGCGUCGCGUCGAUGAGUGGCGUUCAAUUCUUCGAUAGGUUACGAUUGUUCUUGAUGCCAGUCAAGCAUCACCCCCAGGUACCAUUUGUCCGUCGAGUACCAUCCUGGAAGAUGCACAUUUUCACCAUGGUUCAAGUUCUUGCUCUGGCCAUGCUAUGGGCCGUAAAAUCAUCUCCCUACUCGCUGGCGUUCCCGUUCUUCUUGAUUAUGAUGGUCCCAAUUCGGAAGCAGUUGGAAAGAAUGUUUACUCCGCUGGAGCUGCGAGCGCUUGACGGAAGCCAACCGAACGAGGGAGCCGAGGACGAACCAGAUUUCUACGAACAAGCUCCGAUUCCUGCAUAAGCACGUGCACUUAUCUGCAAAGCGAAACUAUUAUCCUUCAAACCAACAACAUUCUUGUUGGUAAAAUUAGUUUAAAAUUGCUGUUGGUUAUAUUUCGUUGGAGAAAAAGUGAAAGAAAACUUAGAUGUUCGGACAUCGUGUUACUUACUUACAUCCCCAUACGGUAGACUUAAUUUAAAUACAAAAAAUAAAUCGAUUCGUCCAUACUUUAUAUUGUUAACGCAACAACUCGAUGGGACGAAACUUCUAUGAAGUGCAUUAAUAUUUUGUUAAUUGUUUUGAUAGGUACACACAAAAAAUUAUUAAACGAACCAUAAGAGUCUAUAUAUUUUUCUAUGUAUACUAUUUGAUUAGUAAAAAGAUUAGUAAGACACCACUAAAAGAAAACUUAAUAGGUGAAUACGACUUUCUCCUCAAAUUUCCUUGCAUAGAAUCAAAAACUCGAUAAAAUUAAACCAAUGUAGAUCAUAUUUAACAGCAAAUGCUCGAGGACAUAACCCCCUUUGUGUAGUUGAAAAAAUUCUUUAAACUAAUAAUAAGCUUGUAAUACUUUCGGCGAACCUAAACAAACAAAAUAAAAUAUCGAGAACAAACACAGUAGAAGACAAACAGAACAAAAAGUAAAAUAAAAAUUCUUAAAGAGUGUGCAACAAUCUGUGAUCAGUAUUACUUACAAGUGUACAGAACGAAAGAGAAUGUCUACUUAAAUUCAAUCACUAAAACCCUUACACCAGCUAAAAAACAAAUACUUUUCAGUUCGAUAUUUUUAGUGCAACCGAAGAACGGAACUGCAACUGUUACGGUAUAACCGUACCUGUUGGUAAAAAAAAACGAGAUGCUUACUAUUAAUCAGGAAAUGUAACAAACAGAACAAAUUCAGCUGAGUACAGAAGUGAAGAGAGAAUUUAUUUUUCGAUAUUUGUCGUGCCGUAGGUAGCUCAAACAUUCAACAUAGAUUGAUUGUGUAACGGUGUAAAUCCGAACGCUGCUGAAUGUUCAAAAAAAUGCCAUAAAUGUAACGUCGAAGUGAUGAAAGUCGAAUGAAAUGUUUUCCCACAGAAAUAGUUCUUCUAGCCGAAAAAUAUUACAAGAAAAAAGUUGUUUACUUUGUUUUAGAGCAAUGAAUUCACUUGUGGGAUUGAAAAGAGAAAUAGAUUUAUAUAGAAGAAGAAAAAAGAGAGAAUAAUUAUUUCGCAAAUUCAUCAAUUCUAUAGAUUUUCACUUAUAUAGAUAGUAGUUAGUACUUAUUUGCUCCUUUGAAUCGAUAUACUAAUGUAUUAGCGAACGGCACAAUUGCUGCUAUUAUAGUAGUACUUAGGAUGAUUUGGUAGAGUAGGAACUCUUCCAGUUUGAAAGAAACCAACACUUAAUAAUUGAUGAUACUUAAGAACGCUUAACCUAUUAGAGAUUAUAGAACACUUUAAGGAAUGAGAAAAUA
Molecule: messenger RNA, 5978 nt
Organism: Sabethes cyaneus
Lineage: Eukaryota; Metazoa; Arthropoda; Insecta; Diptera; Culicidae
Gene: Ae2
Product: band 3 anion transport protein
Exons: 11
Coding region: 830-4540 (1236 amino acids)
Biological process (GO): transmembrane transport; bicarbonate transport; monoatomic anion transport
Cellular component (GO): plasma membrane
Molecular function (GO): solute:inorganic anion antiporter activity; monoatomic anion transmembrane transporter activity
Source: RefSeq, a predicted model, not a curated record